This is a messenger RNA of Aspergillus fumigatus Af293, 732 nucleotides long. Its product is annotated as tRNA (carboxymethyluridine(34)-5-O)-methyltransferase. Gene Ontology annotation, biological process: tRNA wobble uridine modification. Gene Ontology annotation, molecular function: S-adenosylmethionine-dependent methyltransferase activity; tRNA binding. NCBI's taxonomy places the organism in Eukaryota, Fungi, Ascomycota, Eurotiomycetes, Eurotiales, Aspergillaceae. Gene Ontology annotation, cellular component: nucleus; cytoplasm. The record is from RefSeq and is a predicted model, not a curated record.
AUGGCAUCGUCCUCUUAUCCUGAUUCUACGCCGAAUCUGCCCGAAGAAGAGGCCUACGAAGAGAAAAACGUACAUGAAGUGUAUCAACAGAUUGCAGAACACUUCUCCUCGACCCGUUACAAGCCAUGGCCGAUUGUGGAAGACUUCCUCAAAGGAUUGAUGCCGGGGUCCAUUGGUCUUGAUGUGGGGUGCGGCAAUGGCAAGUACUUGUCCGUAAACAAAGAAGUUUUUAUAGUCGCCUCGGAUCGCUCCGAGAAUCUCGCCCGGAUCGCCGUCAAACACCAGCCGCAUUCAACUAUUGUAGCGGACAUCCUGAAUCUGCCACAUCCAGAUUCGUUAUUUGACUUCGCUAUCUCAAUUGCUGUUGUACAUCAUCUGUCCACACCUGAACGGAGAAUUCGGGCCAUCCGCGAAAUUCUCCGCACUUUGAAACCUGCCUCAGAUAAAUCGUCCGGAGGCAGAGUCCUGCUGUAUGUUUGGGCCCUGGAACAAAAGACCAGCCGCAGGGGCUGGGACAAAGGCGACAAGCAGGACGUCAUGGUUCCUUGGGUCCUGAAACCGAAGUCUGCCAAUGGUAGCUCUGACGACGAGCCGAGGACUUUCCAUCGGUACUAUCACCUCUAUGAGGCAACAGAACUGGAACGUGACAUUGAAAGAGCGGGUGGCCGUGUUCUAGAUUCGGGCUAUGAAAAAGACAACUGGUGGGCAAUUGCGACACGAUCCGAAGAGUAG